Closterium sp. NIES-67 is the source of this 1354-nucleotide messenger RNA. NCBI's taxonomy places the organism in Eukaryota, Viridiplantae, Streptophyta, Zygnematophyceae, Desmidiales, Closteriaceae. The record is from the annotation of a GenBank genome assembly.
ACAGAUGGCUUCGCCCAAGCUGCAGGCACGGCAACCGCAGCAGCAGCAGUCGCCGUCGGCAAUGCGGCGGGCGCUGGUGGUGCCAGGAGCGCGCAGAUUCACCCUGGCUGAGCUCCAAAUGGCGACGGAUGACUUCUCCCCUCACUCCAAGAUGAGGGACUACCCACUGGGACCCAUCUACUGUGGAGACCUCCCAGAUGGCAUGGAGAUUGCCGUAAGACGGAUAGAAGCAUCAGUGGUAGAAGGUCAGUCGGACGAGGACUUUGUGGCAGUGGCGGCGAACAUGGCGCGGCUGCAGCACGGCAACGUGGUGCAGCUGCAGGGGUACUGCGUGGACCACGGCGAGCGCAUCCUGGUGUUUCAGCACUUCCACCUGGGGAGCCUCUAUGAUCAUCUGCACGAUGGGAGCAGGAAGAUGCUCAUGACGUGGGACACCAGGGUGCACAUCGCCAUCGGCUGCGCUCAAGCACUCGAGUACCUUCACGAGGAGUGUGUGCCGGCCAUCAUCCACCGGGGCAUCUCAUCGCGAGCCAUCCUGCUGGACGUGGAGAUGAAUCCGCGCAUAGCCGACGCGGGGCUCGCCGUGCUCAACCCCACCGGCUCAGAGGCCAAGUCACUAUCCGAGCAGCUGGCAGGGGGGUAUGCGUACAACGCACCUGAGUAUGCGAUGUCGGGGGUCUACACGGCGAAAAGCGACGUGUACAGCUUUGGCGUCGUGCUGCUGGAGCUGCUGACAGGCCGAAAGCCCGUCGACCCGUCCAAGCCCAAGUAUGAAUCUUCAUUGGUGCGGUGGGCAGCCCCCCUCCUGUAUGACAUAGUGGAACUCGAGAAGAUGGUGGACGCCUCCCUCGCUGGGCCUGUACCCGACCCCCUCACGCUCACACGCUACGCUGAAGUCAUUGCUCGGUGCAUCCAGCCCGAGCCUGAGUUCCGGCCUUCCAUGUCCAAGGUGGUGAAGGACCUGUGCCGGAGAGUGCGCAAGGCCCCUGCCGCCACCGCCCAACUCGCCCUUGAUGACUCCUCCAUAACCACCCUCUCAGUCUCCUAGCUAGUGCUGUCUCGUGCGCCCAGCUAUGCACUACUAUUAGCACCGUCUACAUGCCAGCUGUAACUUAUCGGCCACCCAGCACUCCCCCCCUGCAGUGCAGUUAGUAGGGAGAAGUGAGGUCGCAUGAAUGGGUGCAUCGUGCAUGCAUCCGACCUGCUUGAAGUGGAUGCGGGGUUUGUGAAUCGUGAUUGUCUUUAUGCGUGUGUAUGGUCAUGUAUGCAUGUCUCUCAUCUGCGGAGGAUGUACACAUGCAGCCUACUAACAUGAGUUGCCUAGUAUUAAUUAUGGUCAAGCGCACUACAUUCA